Messenger RNA from Balearica regulorum gibbericeps (East African grey crowned-crane), 2221 nucleotides. It is a transcript of the gene SCLT1, whose product is annotated as sodium channel and clathrin linker 1. The record is from RefSeq and is a predicted model, not a curated record. Gene Ontology annotation, cellular component: centriole. Lineage: Eukaryota; Metazoa; Chordata; Aves; Gruiformes; Gruidae. Gene Ontology annotation, biological process: cilium assembly; clustering of voltage-gated sodium channels.
AUGGCCAUGGAGCUCGGCAGCGGGGGAGAGCCAGAUCCCAGGCUAAAUACGGUACUUCGACAGUAUGAAAAAGAUGAGAUUUUGAGAGCUACUGCUGAGCAGAAAAAUGCUGCUGGUGGUGAUGGCAUAUUGAGAUCCAGGAUGAUGGACCAAAGCUUGUCAACUCUAGUCACAGAGUAUGAUGAACACUUGGAAGAAAUGAGAGAACAGCUGCAUGUUUAUCAGGCACAAAUGAGUGAGAUGAGACUAAAAUUUGAACAAGUCACCAAGGAAAAUGAAAGACUGCAUGCAGAGUUGAAAGAGGCUCUUGAGAAGCAACUGGAGGCUCUUCCUUUCAUGCCUUUGGGAACUGAUAUUCCUGCAGAUGAAGGAAUAGUGAGAAACCUUCAAGAACAACUACAACUGACGAAUCAAGAAAAAGAACAAGCAAUAGAGCUCUGGCAGACUGUAUUACAGGAGCGUGAUCGAAUCCAGCAGCAGUACCAGGAACGCAUGACUGAAACGCAGAUUCACAUGGCUGAAAGGCAAAAGCAGAAAGAUCAACUGACUGGCUUUCAACAGUUGACUCGGCAACUGCAUAUGGCCAAUGAGAAAGUAGAGUUGAGCAAUCAACAGUUCCUGAAAACUGUAACAGAACAGAAUGUGGAACUAGAGCAGCUACGAAAACAACUGAGGCAAGCCAAAAUAGAUGGGCGGACAGCAAAUGCUAAGGUUGAUGAAAUGACCAGAUUGACAGAGAAGCUUCGAGGCCAAUUGGAGCGAAAGGAAGAAGAUGUGAUAUCCGCUCAGCAAAGAGAAACAGCAUCUGACAAACGUUUGCAACAAAUGCAGUCUAGUAUAAAACAACUAGAAACAAGAUUACGUGUUACUGUCCAAGACGCUGAACAACUAAGAACAGAAAGAACAGCCCUGGAGCAACAAAUCAGAGAGCUUCAGACAAAAUAUGCUAAUGUAGAAAGGGAGAAGUAUGAUGCUGUUGCUAAAGUCCAAGAUUGCAUACAGCUCUUAGAAGAAGCUAACCUACAAAAAAGUCAGGCACUCUUUGGGGAGAAACAAAAGGAAGAGGAAAUAAAAAAAAUGAAAGAUGAAAUGUCUCAACUUGCAGAAGAUACUGCUGCAAGAAUUAGAAAGGCAGUAGACUCUGCAAAGAAGCAAUAUAAUGUGCAGAUUUCUCGACUCACAGAAGAACUUUCAGCUCUUCAGAUGGAAUGUGGAGAAAAACAGGGUCAAAUUGAACGCGCCAUUAGAGAAAAGAGAGCAGUGGAAGAAGAACUUGAAAAGAUUUACAGGGAAGACAGAGGACAUGAAUCUGACACUAGAAAACUAGAGCAACUGCAUCAGAAAUAUUUACUUGCAGAAACUGCAAAAGGUGACCUUCAGCUAAGUCUACAGACAACACAAAAUAAACUGAAACAACUGGAAAUGACCUCUGAGGAAGAGAAAUCUCGUUGCCAGGAAAUUAUCUGUAAAUUGCAAAGUAUUCUGGAUUCAGAAAGAGAAAAGAGUGCCUUUGUCAGUGAACAAAGGCUAAAACUUCAGCAAGAGAAUGAACAAUUGCAAAAAGAAAUGGAGGGCUUGAGAAAACUGGCUGUAGAGGCUCAACAAAAAGCUAAAAUAAAGAUAAGCACAAUGGAGCAUGAGCAUGCUGUGAAAGAACACGGGUAUGAAGCUCGACUUAAGGAAAUGGAAGACACCAGUCAAAAGUCUACUGCUGAACUUAGACGUCUGUUAGUAGCUCAGCAAAAAGCAACAAAUCGGUGGAAAGAAGAAACAAAAAAUCUUACUGAAACUACAGAAGCCAGGAUCAGUAAGCUAAAAAGUGAGCUGAGUCAACAAAAGCUUCGUAGCCAGGAGCUCAUUUCUCAGCUGGAAAUGGCAAACGAAAAGGUAACCGAGGAUGAAAAAUUAAUGAUGGAAUAUCGAGAAUACAUCAAUAGGCUUCAAGGGCGACUAAGCCAGGCAGAACAGAGGGCGGCUACAGCGUCUCAAAAGCUCAGCCUGAUAACUACACGGAAGAAAAAAGCUGCUUCCCUGAAGGAUCUGGAAAACAUUUAAACAUAUGUCUUGUUCAUUCACACCAUGUUGGGAGUUAGUUAAGAAGAUUGCUGGAGAAACUUCAUAUUGGAGCUUUAAAGCCAAACACGUAGCAAGGCUUGUAAAACUUAGAUAAACGUUUUAUUCAGGUAAGAAAGGGGGUGAAUGAAGAUACUGUAGCUGUAUG